Molecule: messenger RNA, 357 nt
Organism: Opisthorchis viverrini
Lineage: Eukaryota; Metazoa; Platyhelminthes; Trematoda; Opisthorchiida; Opisthorchiidae
Exons: 2
Coding region: 91-357 (88 amino acids)
Source: RefSeq, a predicted model, not a curated record
GUUGCUGAAAACUCUUCGACAGCCCACGGCCGGCUUUGCCCUUCUUGGGGCUCACAAGGUAGGCGCAGUCCCCGAGGUUCCAUCAAUUUUAUGUUCUACUUGAACCCAAAUUUCACUGUUUUCGAUUUGCAAAUGAGUGUAUUUCUCGAAACUUUCGAUUUAUUCUGCAAGUCUGUUCCAUUAAACACACUUGAGCAGCAAGGAAUGCCCCUUGAGGUUUCUGCGUCUAAUCUACGUAAUGCACUAAUCAUGAGGUUGCUGAAAACACUUCGACAGGGCACAGCCGGUUUUGCCCUACUUGGGGCUCAUCAGAUAGGCGCAGUCCCCAAGUUUCCUUCAACCAUAUGUUCUACUUGA